Molecule: messenger RNA, 519 nt
Organism: Mycotypha africana
Lineage: Eukaryota; Fungi; Mucoromycota; Mucoromycetes; Mucorales; Mycotyphaceae
Exons: 5
Coding region: 1-519 (172 amino acids)
Source: RefSeq, a predicted model, not a curated record
AUGUUGUACGCCACUGAAGUAUCAAACAACACCCUCUCACAUACUACGUUAGACAUGAUCAGCUAUGUAGGGCAAACUAGAAGUGUUAAGGCCGAAAUGGAAAUUAGAUCUGUUAAGGAGAAGCAUAGAAUUGGUCUACUUGGUAAAAUGCUUUAUACUUGUAUGAGAACCAUCAGAUCAAAAUACAAGGAUUCUGAUACUUGUUGUAACUUUCUAGAGCAUACCAAUAUUGAGACUACUAUCAACUGUCGAUCCAGGAUUAGAAAGGAAAAAAAGCCAAUUAGACCCUGUUCUUAUUCUACGGGCCUGGUAUGGUUGAAACAGGAUUCCGGCUGUAACAAGGGAGAAAGCGUACUUGCAGCAAAAAUGAAGGCUAUCAGCAUUUUGAUUGGGGAAGAUAACAUCUUCCUUAUCCUAUUACCGACAGAAGGAAACUGUUAUAUUGCAGCUUUGUCUAAACCGAAGCUAAAAACUGUAAUUCAAGAGCAGAGAAUUGGAUCUACCCCCACAUCUGUUUAA